This is a messenger RNA of Psylliodes chrysocephalus, 2683 nucleotides long. Lineage: Eukaryota; Metazoa; Arthropoda; Insecta; Coleoptera; Chrysomelidae. The record is from the annotation of a GenBank genome assembly.
CUAUUUUGCUCGUUGAUCUACACGAGACAGAUACACGAAUAUUUUAUUUAACAACAGUAACAAAACAUUUGUAGUUCAAAUGAUCUCUUCUGUCUUCUAUGGUGUGUGACAUUCAUUGUUCACUGGUGUGACAUAACGAUCAGAUGAACUAAAGUUAGGUUAGGAUUCAUUGACAGACAAGAAAAUAGAGGCUAAUUUUAUUAUUUUAAUUAUUUUUUAUUAAAUAUACGGGUGACUUUAAAUGGCACACAAUAGAUUUAAAUUAUUGGAAUAAACUUAGUGAGUGUUACACAAGACAUACGAAAAAAAUCAGUAUUAAAAUGGAGGGUGGACCGAGCAUUCAAAAUCGAGAAAAUGAAAAUAGUGACAAUCAACCAGAAAGGCCUACAGGAUGCCUAAAUUUUUUUUGCCAUCCUCUGGGCUCCGGUCACCGAUUUAUAGCUUUAAUUUUUAUGUGUUUCCUUAGCUUUGGUUCCUAUUUUUGUUAUGAUAAUCCAGCGGCUUUACAAGAUUACAUGAAAAGGGAUCUAAAUAUGACUGAACUGCAGUAUACAUCAUUGUAUUCUGUGUAUUCUUGGCCAAAUGUGGUAUUAAAUAUUGUAGGAGGCUUUUUAAUAGAUAGGGUUUUUGGUAUACGAUUAGGUUCUAAUAUAUACGUUGGACUAGCGUUGAUUGGACAAUUAAUUUUUGCUACUUCCGUUUUUUUUAACCAAUACUGGCUAAUGUUGAUUGGUCGAUUCGUUUUUGGUAUCGGCGCAGAAUCACUGACUGUCGCACAGAACAACUAUGCAGUGCUAUGGUUCAAGGGAAAAGAACUCAACAUGGUGUUUGGCCUGCAACUCAGCUUCGCUAGGGUUGGCAGCACUGUUAAUUUCUUAGUGAUGGAAAGUCUAUACAAGGCUGUGCACAAUCAAAUACCCGAUGGAAAGGGGCAAUAUAUUUUAGGAACCGUCCUCUUUAUAGCCGCUACAACAUGCCUUAUUUCAUGGGUAUGUUCAAUCGUAAUGGGCGUUUUCGACAAAAGAGCCGAAACUCAAUUAGGACGAAAUAAUAAUCCUCAUGGAGAAACUGUCAAACUGACAGAUGUCAAAGAUUUUAAGCUAACUUUCUGGCUAGUGUGCAUCAUUUGUGUAGCUUUCUACUGCGCAAUCUUUCCUUUCAUUACAAUAGCAAAGGACUUCUUCCAAGAUAAGUUCCAUUUGAGUCCCGAUGACGCAAAUUAUCUAAGUAGUAUUGUGUAUGUUAUUUCUGGAGUGGCAUCUCCAGUUUUGGGAUUGCUCAUCGAUAAAUUAGGAAUGAACAUUUAUUGGAUUAUAUUAGGAACAUCUGGAACGAUUCUGGCGCACGUUUUGUUAGGUUUCACGACUCUUAACGCCUAUAUCGCUAUUGUUAUAAUGGGAAUGGCAUAUUCGAUCUUAGCAAGCAGUUUGUGGCCUUUGGUUUCACUUAUUAUUCCGGAAUACCAACUAGGAACAGCAUAUGGAGUUGCUGGAGCAAUUCAGAACUUAGGACUAGCUUUGUUUUCUAUAUUUACUGGCUUGAUAGUUGGAAAUUUUGGUUAUACUGCUAUAGAAAUUUUUUUCAUCUCUAGUUUAGUAGCUGCCUUAUUAGCAACCUUCUGUUUAUGGAUCAUUGAUAGAAGAGGCGAUAAAUCACUUAACAUGUCAGCUGUUGGAAGAAGAAGACUUCAGCAACUGACGGUUGCAGAGAGCGUUGAGAGACUAGUGAUCGAUCCAGAGGCGAUGGGAUCAUCUUCAGAACACUCAGAACCGAAUUCUGAUUUCCACAUACGCAAUAGGUAUUUAUCCAGAAUCGGGGCCCCUCUCCCAUCCGCAUACGACAUAGACACAAAAGAGAUUUAGUUUCUUUUAUUAAUAUUUUUUUCAAGAAAUGAAGCAAUUUAGUUCAAUUUUGUAGUUACCUACCUAUUUUUUUUCAUCAAUUUAAUCGUAGUUUUAAUAUUGUUAUUAUUAUAUAAGAAGCAACCAUAAUUUUUGUACAUAAUCUUUCAAUUUUUUUUUGGUUGAAUUUUUAUCAUUUAUUUCGACUGUUCUUUUUUUCCAUUUUUCACAAUCGUUAGGCAAUCAAUUAAUCCAAUAAACAACACAAAUAUAGUAAGUUUACAAUUAAAUCAAAAAUUUAGCAAUGUUUAAAACUGGAAAAGAAGAUAUCUAUUUAUUUUAGUUAUAUAGUCAUUUUUCCACUUCUCUCUUUAUAUUGUUAAAUUUGUUCAUUUGUACAUAAUUCAAACUCUUUAUUUUGACUUUUUAAUUAAAAAUGGACCCGUUUUUUUAGUGAAUUUGACAUUCAGUGGUGACUAAUGACAUAUGAUUCAUAUUUUGAUAGAUUAAUUAUAAAUGAAAGCAAUUUUGCCAUAUCUUCUUUAACUACAACGAUAUAUUUUACAUUUAUUUGUCCAUUCAUGGGCGUAUGCAAAUUAUUGUCCUUUCCACUCUAUUACAUAGCUCCCUGUAGUCAAUAUCUUCCAGUAUCGUCCAUCUAACAACUACUUGGUUUUUCCGUGCAUAACCAUCUCUUAUUUAGCUUUCUAAAGCUAUGCUUCUUUGUCUCUUAUUUCUUCGAUUCUUUUGACAAAAGUAAUUUAGGUAUCGUUCAUCGAUGCUCUUUUUAUCCCGAUUCAAAUUUUUAAAUAAUUUUGAGGAAAUUAAAGUUGAUUUUUGAU